Molecule: messenger RNA, 693 nt
Organism: Guillardia theta CCMP2712
Lineage: Eukaryota; Cryptophyceae; Pyrenomonadales; Geminigeraceae
Exons: 1
Coding region: 1-693 (230 amino acids)
Molecular function (GO): protein binding
Source: RefSeq, a predicted model, not a curated record
AUGGUGCUCCGUGCAUGUCAGGAGCUUUGCGAGCAUCUGAACGCGGAAGGCCUGAAGCUUCUACACUCUGACUCCCCGGACGAAGCUCUCAAGCUCCUUCGCAAAGCUGAGAUCCUAGCGAGCAACGCCAAGGCCGAGUCAGAGAUGCACUCACCCGUGGAGGCUGUAACCUACAACAACAUCGCCUGCUGCCUCAAGAGAAAGGGAAAGCUGCGAUCGGCUCUCCGCUACCUUGAAGUAGCCCGGCAGAUCGAAAUUGCUUGCGGGGACAGCGCUGCAGACCCUCCAGGGACGAUGCUCAACUUGUGCGCGGUCCUGUCAGACCUUGGCAGACACGACGCGGCGCUUUCGCAAGCGCAAGCAGCAGCGGAGUUGCUGCAACACCAGAUCGACUUGGCUGACAGUGAGAGCCAGCAGACGGCCAGCAAGAGGAGAGGGAAGGGAAAGAGCGUCAAGAUGCAGCUCUCCCUCCUGGCGGUGGCCUAUCACAACAUCGGGGUUCAGCAUGAGCAUAGGGGUGACCUGCCAGCGGCGAUAGACGCAUACUCGGAAGGGAUGCUGAUCGCAAAGUACGGGGGAGAAGAGAGCGGAAGCUUGCUCGUGAAGCUCAAGCAGUCACAUGCAGAAGCCAACAGCCGACUGAAGACGUUGGAAGCCCGUCGGCCUCAUCUUCAAAGUUCCUCUAGCGGGUGA